GUAGAAGCUUGUCUCUGAAAGACUGGAAAGGAAUAAAGAACACAAUGACUACUUUGGAUGAUAAAAUGCUUGGUGAGAAGCUCCAAUAUUACUACAGCAGUAGUGAGGGUGAGGAUGAAGACAGUGACAAAGAAGAUAAAGAAGAGGAGAGCACCAUUCCUGAAGGUGUGGGGGAGGUGGAGCUGAGCAGCGAUGGCAGUGCAGUCAACACAGGUCCCAAAGGAGUCAUCAACGACUGGCGGAGAUACAAACAGCUGGAGACUGAGCAGCGGCAGGAGCAGCGCAGGGAGAUGGAACGGCUGAUCAAGAAGUUGUCUAUGACCUGUAGGUCUCACCUGGAUGAAGAGGCUGAUAAGCAGAAGCAGAAAGAGCUUCAGGAAAAAAUCAAUGGGAAGAUGACUCUACAAGAAUAUAACACAAUUCACAAUGAUGAAGAUGACGAGGAGUUUUUACAGCAGUACAGGAAGCAGCGAAUGGAGGAGAUGAGGCAGCAGCUCUACAAUGGGCAGCAAUUUAAACAGGUUUUUGAGAUUACCAGUGGUGAGGCGUUUUUGGACACAGUUGAUAAAGAGCAUAAAAGCACACUGAUCAUGAUCCAUAUUUAUGAAGAUGAUAUCCCUGGCACUGAAUCCCUGCAUGGCUGUAUGAUCUGCCUGGCUGCUGAGUAUCCAACAGUGAAAUUCUGCAGAGUGAAGAGUUCUCUCAUUGGUGCCAGUGCUCGCUUCACCAACAAUGCUCUGCCAGCUUUGCUGAUCUAUAAGGCAGGUGAGCUCAUUGGCAAUUUUGUGCGAAUCACUGACCAGCUUGGAGAAGAUUUUUUUGCUGUAGACCUGGAGGCUUUUCUGCAGGAAUGUGGCUUGCUUCCAGAAAAAGAUCUGGUGCUCCUGACUUCUAUCCAUAAUCCGUCUGCAUGUUACAGUGAAGACAGUGAUCUGGAAAUAGACUGAACCACUUACACCAAGGGCCAGUAGGUGUAGUUGUACAGUGGAGUGUUCUUGUGGUAGGGAUUGUUCUCUUCCAUAAUGUGAGUAUGUAUUCCUCCCCUUCAUGCACUUUGACUUUUGCCUGUUAAAAGUUUGUUAAAAAUAAUGUAAGGGAUUCCUAACA
Molecule: messenger RNA, 1107 nt
Organism: Chaetura pelagica (chimney swift)
Lineage: Eukaryota; Metazoa; Chordata; Aves; Apodiformes; Apodidae
Gene: PDCL
Product: phosducin-like
Exons: 4
Coding region: 45-947 (300 amino acids)
Biological process (GO): regulation of G protein-coupled receptor signaling pathway
Source: RefSeq, a predicted model, not a curated record